Kazachstania africana CBS 2517 is the source of this 258-nucleotide messenger RNA. RefSeq lists its product as uncharacterized. Gene Ontology annotation, molecular function: RNA endonuclease activity. The coding region runs from base 1 to 258 and encodes 85 amino acids. Lineage: Eukaryota; Fungi; Ascomycota; Saccharomycetes; Saccharomycetales; Saccharomycetaceae. The transcript is spliced from 2 exons. The record is from RefSeq and is a predicted model, not a curated record.
AUGAGACCUGUCGUUUCAAGUGGGAAAGCUUGGUUCUGUACCGUUUUAUCAGCUUUUGGUGUUGUCAUAUUAUCAGUUAUUGCACAUUUAUUCAACGUGAACCAUGAAUCCUUCGUUGGCUCGAUCAACGAUCCAGAAGAUGGACCCGCUGUUGCUCACACCGUUUAUCUAGCUGCAUUAGUCUACCUAGCAUUCUUUGUUUUCUGUGGGUUCCAAGCAUAUCUUUCAAGAAAGAAGCCAUCAAUUGAGCUACGUUAA